Didymella exigua CBS 183.55 is the source of this 1659-nucleotide messenger RNA. RefSeq lists its product as uncharacterized. The transcript has a single exon. NCBI's taxonomy places the organism in Eukaryota, Fungi, Ascomycota, Dothideomycetes, Pleosporales, Didymellaceae. The coding region runs from base 1 to 1659 and encodes 552 amino acids. The record is from RefSeq and is a predicted model, not a curated record.
AUGCUCUCGCAGUAUUUGGAUACAGAAUAUCGGGCGGUAUCCAGUACGGACUUUAAAGGCGGCCUUAAGCUUGGAACUGUAAUCGAAGGUGUGCGUCGUACGACUGACCUCAGCGAGUCCGAUGCUUUCCUGUCAGCACUUCGUAUCGAAGAGCAGGUACGGGAUCGCAUCAGACAGUACCUAGGUCUUCCUGAUUGGUACGAUCUGCCAGAGAAUAAGGACAAGGUUCUUCCGCCAUGGAGAGUUUUCCCGCCUGCAGCCCGCUCGCACGCCGAGACUAUAAUACCAGUGAAAAUCCAGCCACAGAAAGAAGUCUUUGUACGACCACCACUACGGCUCGACAACGCUCGUCACCCAGAGUCUGAGCUGGAUCCUCGGUCAAGUGGCGUCGACGAGUUCGUCGGAAGCACUUUUGUCGGUUUUACGUACCGAGAUCAUAGCGGACGUCAUCUGUCGCCCGUGCCUCCACGCGCUCCUUUUGCUUCGACAAAGGUCUUCAAUGUUUCCUCCGCCGGGAAGAGCGCAGAUUCGACCCGGCCUGACCUCCAAGGGCCUCUGUACGCGUCAGACAGAAUAGGACACCCGAGCUUUCGAAGACUGUCCGUGGACUCUUGGAAGAGGAGAUGGAUUGGAAAGGCGCUGAAGUACCUCUACAUUGGGUCUCACAAGGGCAAAGCAGCCUUAUUGGCAGGCUGCGAGGUCAAAGACCGAGUGGGAGUGGUCUCGCACUAUCUGUAUCGAGAACCUCGCUCUCCUCUGUUGGCCGGUGGUUGUAUUGAUGUCAGUGUCGACUGUCGCAUCACAGGAUCAUUGGCUGGCGAACAGACAGAUCGUAGCAUCAUCCACAAGCCAACAGAUCAGACCCUGGAGCAGGACAUUUCGGAGACCAGGAGCACGGAAGCCAAAUCUGGCAAAGCCAGCGCGAGAGAGAGCAUCCGCAGACCGAAGCGAGCGGCAGUCGUGCAAGCAUCCCGCAAAGGACUCGAGAGGCGGUCUCGAGCAACAUCCCUGGAGAAGAGCAGACACGCAAAGGUUUCUGCAAGAAUCCAACGUGACGUCGCUCACGAAAGGAGGAGUAGCCCGCCAGGGCACGCAGGGCCCAAUCGAACGACAACGAAUCAUAUUCGCCAGAACGAAAUCCCAUCUGGCGAUAGCAGCAAGACACCAUCGCAAUCCCGCACCCGUGUUCCCUUCAGAAAGCUCCGAAGCGACAGGCCUAUCUGCAUAACGCGCGGACGGGCCUUUUGGCAAGAGCGGCCUCCCGAAGACAACACAAAAGCAGCCAGCAUGUCCCGGAACUCCGAGCUGCAGUACAUCAUGGAUCUCGUUCGCCCCAGCACCCUCCCGGGCAGGGGACCGGCGUCUGCGUCCCCGGAACGCGCCGCUGGCAAAGAUAACACCCCAUCGACCGCCUCCCCAGCGCGUUUCGUCCGCACAACUGGCUCGACCCCCACAUAUUCAGCCUUUGGGAAAUUCAGCGCCAUCAUGACCGGGAACAAAGUGUGGUUCCAAGACCAGGUGUCCAACGCCGCGCCGACUUUCACGUCAUUCGACCCCAUGAAGAGAGCCAAGGCGCUCGGGGAAAGUCACGGUGAGAAGAAGGGUACCGGGGCUGCGGACGAGUCUGUCAAGGAGGAAAGCAGGGCUGAAGGGAAAUGA